Messenger RNA from Pelagomonas calceolata, 2780 nucleotides. The record is from the annotation of a GenBank genome assembly. NCBI's taxonomy places the organism in Eukaryota, Pelagophyceae, Pelagomonadales, Pelagomonadaceae.
GAGAGCGGGUAGCUGCCCUCGGGCUGCAGCCCCCGACGAUCGCUCGGCGCGCAUCGAUUGAACGGGAGACGAAUCGCAUCGGGCCGGCACGAAUCGAUUGUCGGGCAGCAGAUCGAUUGGACGAAUCGAUUGGCAGGCAAAACCAUGCCGCCGCGCCGGCCCCGCCGCGGCGGCGGCCUGCCGGGGACACCUGGGUAUGACGCGCAGCUGCGCGAGGCCGAGGAGCUCCUGAACAGCCUGACGGGCGCGGCCGACAUGACGACCGCAGAAAUCCAGCGCACGCUGCGGGCGCCGCGGCUCGACGCGCUGCCGCGUCGGCCCGAGGUUUCGAGAAGGCGCAACGUCCCGGAGCUCGGGGGCAUCGAUGCACUACGUCUGGCGGCCGGAGAACCGGCCAACAUCCGCUUCGAGUGGCGCCAGGGGGCGUUGACCGUCGUCGGCUUCGUCGAUGCCGCGUCGGAGGCGCGAGCGAAGCGCGCGGGCGCCGUGCUCGACGCGCGGCUCGUGAGCUGCAACGGCGUCGCGCUGCAGGGCAAGAGCCAGGGCCAGGUCAUGCAGCGCAUGCAGAGCACCGCCUCAGUCGCGAGGCAACUCGGCUUCGCGCCGCCGCUGAAUACAGAGCCGCCGCCACCAGGGCCAAAAUCGCCUCCAGCAAAGGCCAAGCGCUUCGCGGCCGAAGACGACCCCGCCGCCGCGCGAAAGCGGCGCCUCGCGCGCGCCGCCGCCGCCGCGAAUUUAUUAAAGGCGAAGGACGAGCCCCAAAAGCCCUUCGCGGCGAUGGAACCUUCCCAGGUCGACCUCCAGCCGCAGCCGCCGUCGCUCGACGCCUGGCUCGGGCGGGCGCCGGCGCCGGCCGUGACGAAAGCGCCGGCGCACGCGGACCCCUACUCGACGGGCGCGCGGCGGCGGCGCAUCACGCACGAGCACGCGAGCCGCGUCGCGCGGCCGCUGAUUGCCGAGGCGCUCCGGCGCGUGCAACGGCGGCGGCUCGAGAGGCUCGCGGCCGUCGCGGCGCAGCGGCGGCGCCGCGGUACUUGUGGAAGGCGCAAGGCGGCCCAGCGACGGUAUUGGCGGCUCUACGCCGCCGCGGUCGCGGUACAAUCAUGCAUUCGUGGGCACCAGUAUCGAUUAAGACGGCUCGUCGCCGCCGUGUUGCUCGCGCAGUGCUUCAUCCGGCGGCUCCGUGCUUUACGGUUACUGCGGCGGAUGCGCGCGCAGCGCUUCCGGACGCGCGCGGAGGCGUGCCUCACGGCGCAGCGCGUGCUGCGGGGCCGCCGCGGGCGCCGCGUCGCCGCGCGGCUGCGGCGGGCGCGCGUCGGCGCGCGGCGCUUCUUCGCGAUCGCGCGCGAGGGCGUCCGUGCGCGCGUCUUCCUGCGGUGGCUCCGGGACACGAAGCGGGGGAAGCGCCUGGCCGCCGCGGCGCAGCGCUGGUGGCGCCUUUUGGUAAAGCGGUGGAGGUGGCGCGCGAUGCUCCGGCGGUGCCGGACGCUCUUCCCCGUCGCGCGCGCGCGCGCGACGCGCAUGCGGCGCGACGCCGCGUGGGCCGCGUGGCGCGCCGCGUUUCAGAAGCGGCGCCGCGACGACGCCAUCCGCGCUUUUCAGGCGGCGCGCGCGGCGGCGGAGCUGCUGCGGCUACUCGCCGCCAAGCGCGGCUACUCGUCGUCGUCGUCGUCGGCCGCCUCCGUUUCCGACGACGAUAAUGAGGAGAAGGCGUGCCCGAUGUCGCCGCGGCGGUGCAUUAAAUGUGGAAAUGUGGGCCGCGUGCCGAUGGCGUCGACGGACGGUUUGUGUGUCGAGUGCAUCAAUGAGCGGUACAUGAGCGCCAAGCGGCUCGAGUUGAGGAGGAGGGGCCUGGCUGCGGUACGCUUACAAAGGCGCAUCCGCGGCGCCGCCGCGCGGCGGUACGCGGCUUUACUAAGAGCCGCGCGCGACAAAUUGCGGUGGGAGCUCCUGAUGAUGUCCUGCCAGAGACGCGUGGCGGCGCUCUGGCGCGGGUCUAGAGCACGUUACGCGCUCCUCAUGAAACAACGAGCCACCAUUGUCAUACAAUGUGCAGAAAGGUGCCGCCAGGCUCGAGCGCGCCGAAAGGUGCUGUUCGACGCCUGGUACGAAGGUUUACUCAAGUUGGGCGAUCAUAUGUUCGAAGAAUUAGCAGAUUGGCCGGGCCCCGACCCCGAGCGUCUCCCGGACGGCUCCUGGCCGCCGCCGCCGGGCGUGCCGCCUGUGUCGGAGUUGAAGGACUCGGACGACCCCUGGGACCAGCUCAUGUGCAUCGUCUUGCGGGGCGUGCAAAAAGGAGACCCGGAGAAGGACCACAUUCCGACGCAGGAGGAGUGGGACCAGAUGGAGCGAGACGGCGAGGACCCCGCGGCGAUUGCUGUUUUGCAAUUUAUUUUACAACAAACACCCCCUCCACCAGGUUGCUUAGAUGUGCCUAGGCUGCUGAAAAUAUUACGCGAGAACCUGCCAAAGAGGCCGCUCGUCCUGCCGCCGCCCCCGAAAGUCGACGUCCAGUUCGACUACCCGCCGGGCCACCCCUUGAGGGAUGAGAGCGACGAGGCCGAGCGGAAAAGGCGGCAACCGCCGCCGAAGCCGCCGCUCUCCGAGGUCGAAAAAUUCUUAGAAAGGUGGUACGAGGACCACCCGGACUGCGAGCGCAUCGACAUCCCCGAUUGUAGUAUUUGGAACCCGGACCUCCAGAAGCCGGGCGCCUUUCCGCCGCCGCCGCCCUCGGGGGGCGUGGAGGAGUCGAAGGGCGCAUAAGUGUUUGUGUUCGUGUG